Ochotona curzoniae (black-lipped pika) is the source of this 894-nucleotide messenger RNA. RefSeq names its product chymotrypsin-like elastase family member 3B. The transcript has 8 exons. The coding region runs from base 1 to 894 and encodes 297 amino acids. Lineage: Eukaryota; Metazoa; Chordata; Mammalia; Lagomorpha; Ochotonidae. Gene Ontology annotation, molecular function: serine-type endopeptidase activity. The record is from RefSeq and is a predicted model, not a curated record. Gene Ontology annotation, biological process: proteolysis.
AUGAUCCGGCUGCUGAGCUCCCUUCUCCUUGUGGCCCUGGCCUCAGGUUCAUACCCACCAGGCUCACACCCACCAAUCCACAUCCCCUCCACCCACUUCAACCCUUCCAGCCGUGUGGUCAAUGGUGUGCCUGUAGAUCCUCCCCACAAGUGGCCCUGGCAGAUCACCUUACUGCUUGAACAGAAUGGGGGCCUGUACUUCAUCUGUGGAGGGAGCCUCAUCGACCGUAACUGGGUUCUGACUGCAGCACACUGUGUCGUAGACGGCGGAUCAUAUUGGGUGCUGCUGGGCAGGUACAACCUGCGUGAACCAGAGUCAUCUGACCAGGUCAUCCCUGUGGGAGCUGUCUAUGUGCACCCAGGAUAUGACAAAAAUAAUGCAGCCAAAGGCUAUGACAUCGCCCUCCUUAAGCUGUCAUAUAGCGCUAAGCUGACACCUGAAGUGCAACUUGCCUGUCUCCCUCCUGCUGGCUAUACCCCACUCCAUGGCACGAAAUGCUACAUCACUGGCUGGGGCACCACCUCCACUGGUGGUUCAGUCUCAGAUGUUCUACGGGAGGGGCUGCUGCCUGUGGUGGACUACGAACACUGCUCCCAGUGGGACUGGUGGGGCUCCACUGUAAAUAAGUGCCAUAUAUGUGCUGGUGGAUAUGAAGUCUCUGGCUGUAAUGGUGACUCUGGAGGACCUCUCAACUGCCUCACAAAGGAUGGAUGCUGGAAGGUCUGUGGUGUGGCCAGCUUUGUUUCUGGUUAUGGCUGCAACACUGAGAAGAAGCCCACGGUGUUUACUUUUGUGGGUUGCUUCAUUGAUUGGAUUGAGGAGAGGGUUAAUGUUGUCUAUGAUAACAGCAGUGAGCUCAUUGAUAUAUCAUUAAAUGUGCACCAGGCACUGUGA